AUGGAACAAGGUGAUCAGCAACAACAAUCAGGUGCAAAUGUUGAUGUUAUUUCAAUGGUCAUUUGGUUAUCUACAGGAAAUGGCAAGUUCUAUGAGUUGCAUGGUCAACGUGAAAUAAUAAAACAAGUGUUACCAAAAUCGCCCGAUAAUGCAUAUCGAUGGGGUUACUAUAAUAGUCCUGCUGAUCCUGAUCGUGCCUCAUAUACACAAGUUCUAGAAGCAUUUUUGAAAAAUGGUUUUCGAAUUGAGGGUAGUUCUGGAGCUGGUACACAAGGUUUGCUUCGUACCCAGUACAUCCUGGUUAAACGUUCAGCAUCAUAA
Didymodactylos carnosus is the source of this 321-nucleotide messenger RNA. The record is from the annotation of a GenBank genome assembly. NCBI's taxonomy places the organism in Eukaryota, Metazoa, Rotifera, Eurotatoria, Philodinida, Philodinidae.